Molecule: messenger RNA, 2788 nt
Organism: Capsaspora owczarzaki ATCC 30864
Lineage: Eukaryota; Filasterea; Ministeriida; Capsasporidae
Exons: 5
Coding region: 29-2707 (892 amino acids)
Cellular component (GO): VCP-NPL4-UFD1 AAA ATPase complex
Molecular function (GO): zinc ion binding; polyubiquitin modification-dependent protein binding
Source: RefSeq, a predicted model, not a curated record
CAGGUUCAAUGGAGGAAUAUGCUGUUCAAUGCACUUCCAAUUGAAAAGAGCUCAGUCAUUUUUACAAUCUCGUUUCAAAGACCACCCAUUGAUGAAGCCGUGGUCUGCAACGUACCGCGUCCACUCGACAGCAACGCGACCAUCCGACACUGCUGUGCCGAUGGACACCACCACAGCGGACGGCGCGACUGCUGCUCUGAUGACUGAGCAGCCACCCAGCCAAGCGGCUGCGAGUGAUGACGCAAAGCCGACGCUUCUGGAAGCGGCUCACCAUCAUCAGAUCCAGCCAACCGCCGCUUCCAAGAUGGGGUUCCCGGCAUCGCACUUGGACGGCUCGAUGCUGCUCCGCGGCGAUCGUGUGCGCUUGCCGCAGUCGGCGAUGGAGCAGCUCGCUGCGAGUGGCCAGCUGGGAACGCGCACGCGGCCGCUCAUGCUGCUGGCUGCCGCAACGCCGCGCGCACUGCAGCUGGCUCUUGCAGACAAGAAGCAAGACACCCAAGCAACUGGUGGCAGCAACAAGGUCGUCGCGUGUGGCGUCCUCGAUUUCGGUGCAGACAACGGCCAAGCCGACCUUCCGCGAUGGAUGGAACAAGCACUGCAACUCCAACACGGAGACUCCAUCUCGUUCGUCGUCGCAGAGCUGCCUCGAGCGGAAAGCUGCGAAAUUCAAGCAUGCGACUUGGCGUUUUAUCGACUCCAAGACCAAAGGGCUGCACUUGAAUCUGCACUCAUGACCCAGUGCACAACAUUGACGAAGGGCGAGCGCAUUCGUGUCGAGUACGAAGGGAGACUGCACACCCUGUUUGUCGUGGAUUUGCUGCCAGCCGAUCGAUGCUGCGUUGUGGACACGGACGUCGAAGUGAAAAUUUUGCGGCCAGCCAUCCCCGACCCUGACGCAGCUCAGCUCGAUCAAGCUGGGCCAACAGAAUUGCUUAUUGGUGGCAAUGUUUCCCUGAAUAUUUCCUCAACACACUUUACCUAUCUUCAAUUCCGCGUCGACGCUGCUGAUGCAACGGUGCAAAUUGGAUGUGCAGCGGUUGCUGAGGACUUUGAGGCGUACAUUGCACGAGUGACAGGAUCCACUCCGUCUCCAACGCGAGAUUGCCAUUUGCUCGCGCCAGACCACGACCGACUCUCGGCGGCGACCUUCACAAUCAAGGCUUCAGCUCACCCGGACGCCAUUGUUCGAACUGGCCCGUACAUGCUUGGGCUGCGCGCAUUGACUGCUGCGCCUUGCAUUGUUCAGAUCACUUACGACGUUGCGCCGACGCCGGAUGGUCCCGCAGCAGCCGUUGCUGACGCAAGCGAUCGCGUUGUUUGCAAAAAUUGUCACCAGGCCGUUCCGGCUGCUCGGCUUGCACUGCACACUGCAUACUGCGAGCGCAACAACAUUGCAUGCUCGACUUGUGGCAAGGCAUAUCUGCGAGCGCAGCCUGCGCAACACCAGCAUUGCACCAUCUGCCAAGAGCUGAGCACCUCCGAUGCUGAAAGUGCCAAGCACAUGCUUUUGCGACACACUCCCAUGCCAUGCACCCGAUGCUCAGCAGUGUCCUUGCCGAUGGCAGAGCUCCAAGAGCACCAUCGUACCGACUGCACGGAGCGCAUGGUGACUUGUCGCUAUUGCCACAACUUGGUCCGUGCUGGUGCUCCUGCAACCGACCUUCAUGCCCGUUACCGUGGUCUGACCGAGCACGAAAGCUAUUGUGCCGGAAAGACAGAGACCUGCCCCGAUUGCCGGCGUCCCGUCAAGUUGCGCGACUGGGAUUCUCACCGUCAGGUGCACGAGUUUGAUCGCAACCAGCGCAAUGGCACUGCCUUGAGUGCGAGCAACAGCACUGGGAGCAACUCUGGCAGCAGUGGCAGCAAUGGCAGCAGCGGCAGUAGAAACACUCCGUCCUUCUCCUGGACGUCACCCACCGAUCCGGCAGUUGUGCGGGCGCAGGCAGACCGUGCCCGCGCGCGUCUGUUUGGCCAGAUUGAUCCAGAGUUUGCAGGCACCGCGUCAGCAUUUGGACAGCAUGACGAUGAUGAUGCGGAGGCAAUCAUCCGAACAAUGCAGUCCGCCUCCGACCAACAGGAGCGACUUGUUCGCGAGCAACAACAGCUGGAAGCUUCCAUCAAAGCACGGGCGCGCCCGAUCAAGCCUGUGCUCUGCGACAAUUAUCACUGCAUGAAUGUACUCCCAUCCUCCUCGUCAACGGCGGCAACUGGAGGUGACGCCAUCGCUGCCGCCAUUGCGAGCGGCACAGGACUUUGCCAAACGUGCUACAACAUCCUCGCCACCGUCGACGCGACCAUCACACCCGAGCCGACGGCUGUGCUGCGUGCCUUGUUCAAGUUAUCCUUCUUGCGCAUGACUCAGCCUUGUCCAUGUGCAUCCUGCGUCGCCCUCCCGCGCUGCUGCACUGUGCACGACUUGUGGGCGAAGACGGACGGCUCGGCCACGGCUUGUGCCGCUGCAGCGCUGGAACUCGCUCGAAAGGCGUUCGACCCGGCGUACACGUCUACUUGCGAUAAAAUUUCCUCCUUCCGCUAUUUAAUCUGCGUGGAUCCCGGCAUGGAGGAGCAGUACCAGCGCGCUUGCGCCCUCGCACAGCUUGCGGGUGUUGGUUUGCCAUGGGCGUCCUAUGCCCUUCGGCUUCACAGCAAUCCCGACCGUGCAGCCAUGUUUUUGUUGGAUUCCGCUCCUCAGUUUGCAAAAGUUUGAUGCGCGGGCACUCACGUGCUGCUCGAGGAUUUUGGAAACUUUGUAUCUUUUACGCACAAUGUAAUCCAUUUGUUUUAGCAA